Procambarus clarkii (red swamp crayfish) is the source of this 3999-nucleotide messenger RNA. Its product is annotated as protein trapped in endoderm-1. The record is from RefSeq and is a predicted model, not a curated record. Gene Ontology annotation, biological process: G protein-coupled receptor signaling pathway. NCBI's taxonomy places the organism in Eukaryota, Metazoa, Arthropoda, Malacostraca, Decapoda, Cambaridae. Gene Ontology annotation, cellular component: membrane. Gene Ontology annotation, molecular function: G protein-coupled receptor activity.
AGAUCAACUGUGGAAACAGAGGUGAUGAAUAAUGUUGGGAAUGAUUAGUGUUACUACUGAGAGAAGUGGACAAUUCCAGGAGACCGGUGGGCCAGUAGAUUUCAAAACGAAGUGUAGAGAUAGGCUGGACCAAUCACCAUCUUGGAAGACGGUGACGUCACGCCGGCGGGAAAACCGCCCCUUCACCUCCGAAAUGCAAGAGAGAGACUUUGUUGUGGCCUGUCCAGUUGCCCGAGCUCGUUCCUGCGAUUAUGAACCCGUGAAACGGACUGAACCAUAUUUACGUCAAGGCGGGAAGAUUUAGGAAAACGAAAUUAGUAGCUGCUCUUGACAAAUUGCGGAUUCGCCGUGUUUGAAGAAGAAAGAUGUGCUGUGGGGAGUGUCUGGACGCAGUGACAUGUUGACUGACCCACGAAAGCCGUCGUGUGUAUCUAAAGUACACUCAGAACUUCAGCCAGUAGACAGUGGCUGGUGGGACGCACUGAGGAGGUACGCCUACAGGGACCGUAAGAUCGUUGGUGCGGGCGCGCGGGCGUGCUGACCCGGCAGGAUGGACUUCACAUCCACCUCCAUGGCCCUCGACCCCGAGGGCGUCGCCAGCUACACGGCCUCCAGCCUCGAAUCUGCCAUCUCCUCGACCCGGGUGUCCGGCAGCGGCCUGACGGACAUGGCCGUCCUGACCAACCUGACGGCUGCCGUGGCCGCCCUGGCCUCCACCACCUCCACGCCCUGGGAGGACACCACCAUCGAGGGCGGCCAGGCGGGUGGUGGGCACAGUACCCCCAAGUACCCGUACAAUAUGCUGGGCUUCACUGCUGCCAGCGCCUUCAUUAUCUCCAUCCUCGGCACCUUUGGUAACCUGCUGACCAUCAUCGCCUUACCCCUGAGCAAGAAGCUGCGGACGACGGCCACGGCCUUCGUGGUGAACCUGGCGGUGGUGGAGCUGCUCUUCUGCGUGUUCAUCCUGCCCAUGUCGGGCGCCCAGUACCUGUACCUCCAGCAGACGAACGACUCUCUCCUCACUAACCGUGACUGUGUGUUCUUCACCUCCGUCAGGUACACGCUCACCCAGGUGGAGCUCCAGACCAUCUUGGCUAUAGCGUUCACCAGGGCGCUGGCUGUGAGCGUGCCCAAGCUGUACACGGCCAUCAACCGACCCACCAUCAUGGGCUGCUACAUCGCCGGCAUCUGGAUGUACUCCCUUUUCCUCAAGCUCCCUCCUGCACUCGGGCUGGUGGGCGAGUACGGGUUCAACGAGGACACGAUGGAGUGCGACAUGACCAAAGGCAGCAUCAAGGCUCGCUACUUCUACAUCGUCGUGGAGGCCGUCAUACCUGUCCUGCUCAUCUUUAUCCUCUACACCUUCGUCUUCAUCAUGGUGGUCAGAAGAGCAUUAAUCAGACAGCGAAAGUUCAGCCAAAAUUUCCCGCCUCCGCCACAGCCGCCGCCACAGGUGAAGCUGAGUUCUGCUCGCGUGGCCCGAGCCGCCUCCAGGAGUAAGUCCAAGGUGGUGUCUCCUCAGAGCUCCAUCGCCUCCACCUCCACCACCUCCACCUCCGCCGGCCAGAGGAAGGACUCGAAUUCAAGUUUCAGAAGCCUCAAGCGGCUCGUUUCUGAGUCUAACCUGCGCUCCAGAUUCCUUCAUGCGGCAAGGUUACUCAAUGGGAAGAGCACCCACCAGUCUUCCAACGUCAGCCAGCGCUUGACCACCAACCGCAGGGACAUGAGAGUCGCUCGCACCAUCUUCAUCAUAUUCCUGCUCGUCCUCGUCUGCAGUGUGCCGGUGGCCUGUGUUCAUGCUAUUGAUACGAAAGUCAAGUUCCCUGUUCGCUUCUUACUUCUGCACGUGUUGUACUGGGUGCAGUACUGCCUCAACGUGGUGGUGUAUGUGUUUAUGAACCGCCAGUACAGAGAUGCGUAUGUGGAAUGCCUUGCUCGAGUCUUCCCACGGUUCAAGGCACAUCAUGGCCGGAGAUUCUUCUGGGAAAAAGCGAGCGUUUCAUCUAAGCCACAACCUAAUUAUACGUCCUCUAAGCCAGUAAAUCAAUUUGAUUCCUCUGCUUCGGAGGCUGAUCCAGCAGCUGUCGUUCCCCAGGGCGCUGCCAUUCAAGGUAGAUUGACAGCAAUACCCGAAGGUCAUAGCAGCUCAGCGGCGAACGACAGCGUGUUCUCAGACCCACAGAAAAAAGCUCAAGAAAACUCCUCCAAAGAAGAACUGAAGAGAAAUAAAAUCCAUGAGGAUGGUGAAGGCAGUGUUGAUAGUGAAGAGAGUGAUGGCGAUUACGAUGAUGUGAAUAACGGUAUAGACGAGGAGCAGGUACUGAUGGACCGGGAGCACUGGGUCACCAAGAAUGGCUCCACUGCCAGCAGUCUACCUGAUGAUGAAGCCAAGCUCUAAACUUUCCAAAUGUUAUGGUGUUUGAGCCACUAUUAUAACAAGAUAUUAAACUCAAUCCAUAAAUUUUAUGGAAUGAGUUUAAAAAUCCAUAAAUUUUAUUUAAUAUAUCACUGUGGUACAGAAUAUGUUAUUUUGAAUUAUAAUGCGAUAACAAAAAUCUCUCAAGUUGGGUCAGUAUAUCCUUUUCUUCAUGGAGGUUGAAGUUAAACUUGAUGAACAGUAUUACUCCUUGGAACAUAUAAUAUGAACUCGAGACUGUUCUGGAAUCUCAGAAUUUGUGUGAAGAUAGUGUUGUUUGUUGUGCAUCAUGAAUAUAAUAUAUUUUAUAAUUCCAUGUAUUAAUUAACAGUAUUAACUGUAGCUCCGUUUCACAAGUGGAAUAAUUAUGUUAAUGAGGCAAUUCACAAAUAAAUUGUAAGUUUCCAUUAUAACUUAAUUGUGCAAACAAGCAGUUGUACCUAUUUAUAAGUUCUCGUAAAUUUAAGCAAUCUUUUUCCCUCUCCUGGCAUGGUAAUUGUACUUGAAAGGGGUUAUAGGAAUUUUUUUUACUCCCCAAGCCUGGUCUAAGGUCAAGCUUGAUCCAACAGGCUGUUGUUUGGACAUAUCCGAUUCGUGGUUCAACCUUGACGUUGUAUGGAUGCCUGACUUUUGAUCCGCCUGGGGAUCGCCGGAGAACGUUUUGUUUUUGCUGCUCAUUGGGUAAUUGUAUUACGUUCUGUUGCAACCCAUGGCGAUAUAUGUGCCGCCUGGCACAUAUUGCUCUGCCGGAGUUGUAACUUUGUAUAUGUGUGUGUGGGGGGAGGGGGUUGGGGGGUUGGCCGGUGCCUGCCUUGUCAGGGAUAUUUGGGUGUCGCCAGGUGGUCAGCGCCACUAGGGGGUCUUGGUAUUGUUGGUAUGAAGGGCAGCGACAGGACUAAGCCGUAUGUACCCUGCCAGUCCAAAUUUGAGAAGUCGGUGAGAAUAUAUUCCCUUGAUGGUGGUAUAUAACAGCCAGCAGGGGGACAAGUCACAGCUCAUAUGUGUCGAUGUAGUCCUGUAGACGUUAUGAAACUAAAUGUGUAUUGUAGGACGGCAUAACGGCUGUCUUCAUAAAGACCUGCUCCACCAAGGACAGGAAGCGUGAGGUGUGCAAUAUUAAGGUCUGCCCCAACUGUAGUGGUGAUCAUGCCACCAUUUUCAAGCAGUGUCCUUCCUACGUUGCGGCGCUCACUAAGGCUCUUCCUGUCGUCAUUCCUCCCUCCAGUCGUGCUUUUCCUGCCCCGGUUCCUUGUUACCCACCGCUUCCCUCUCCGCCGCCGCCAUUGCCUGUGCCUGACCCAUUUGUCACUGACGUUCCUCUCGCCCCUGCGGCUUCUUCUUUCCCACCCGCCAUUCAGCUUAGUCCCGAUCUUGUUGACGCUAUUGUCGCUCGCGUUGUGGAUGCACUCCAGACGGUGCUGGUCCACCUCGUCACUAAAUCUUUGUCUGGCCAACUGUUUCCACCACCUAGUUUCAUUACUUUGCAGUUACUCGGGUUAAACUUUAACAGCCAUUUGUUGGACUAUUUAUUCAGUCUGUCUAGGUCGUCCUGUAGCCUCCUACUAUCAUCCUCAGUUUCAAUC